AUGGCUCACACAGCAGCAGAGCUCACUUGGCUUGGUUAUCUCUUAGAUGACUUGCGAGUUUAUCCUACCAAGCCGCCAAUUUUAUAUGGUGAUAAUCUAAGUGCAUUACACUUGACAGUCAAUCCAGUUUUACACACACGAAGUAAACAUGUUGCCCUUGAUUAUCACUAUGUCAGAGAACGCAUUGCUCAAGGAGUUCUGAUCACGAGAUACAUUCCCUCAGCAUAUCAAGUUGCUGAUAUAUUUACAAAGUCAAUGACAAAAACUCGCCUAGCACAAUUUCGACGCAAAUUUUGUCUCCAUCCUGGACACAGUUUGAGGGGGGAUAUUAGUUCAGGGAGUCAUAAGGAUGACUUAAGCGACAAUGAGUUGUCGGGCACCAUUCUUAAUAAAUCUGGUGGGAAUUUAAGUGGUUUACGAGUUCUUUUAUUACGAGGAAAUCAUUUCAGUGGCUUCAUUCCAAAUUGGCUGUGUCAGCUGAAUAUUGUUAGCUUAUUGGAUCUCUUAAGGAACUCCUUUUCUGGGUCUAUACCCCACUGCUUAUAUAAUCUCUCAUUUGGAAGGGAAGGAGAAGGACCUCUCUAUGGUCCAUUCAGUGACAAACUUGUUGAAUGGGGGAUAGGAUAUUGGGGCAGCAGCAAAAUUCUCUUAGAUAACACAGCUUCUUUUGAUGCUGAGGUUGAUGAAGAAAAUAAUAACCUAACGGGUGAAAUUCUAUAUGAACUUGGAGCGCUAUCUCAUAUUCAUGCAUUAAACCUAUCACGCAACCAAUUGACAGGAUCUAUCCCAAGAUCUUUUUCAAAUUUAUCCCAAAUAGAAAGUUUGGAUCUCUCUUACAACAUUUUAAGCGGACAAAUUCCUGUAGAGUUGAUUGAUCUAAACUUUCUAGAGGUAUUUAGUGUGGCCCACAAUAAUUUAUCAGAUAGAAUUUCAGACAUGAAAGGACAGUUCAGUACAUUUAAUAGUAAAAGUUAUGAAGGGAAUCCAUUUCUUUGUGGAACUCAAGUGAGAAGAAAAUGCCAUGAUGAUAAUGAUGAACCAUCUCCAUCACAAAUGGAGUCACCAAAGUCACCACAAGAAGCAAGUGAGAAAUGGUAUGAAAUUGAUCGCGAGAUUUUCCUUGCAAGUUUUUCAAUAACUUUUAUAAUGUUUUUUUUGUCUGCCAUCACCAUUUUAUAUGUCAAUCCUUAUUGGCAAUAA
Molecule: messenger RNA, 1200 nt
Organism: Manihot esculenta (cassava)
Lineage: Eukaryota; Viridiplantae; Streptophyta; Magnoliopsida; Malpighiales; Euphorbiaceae
Product: receptor-like protein 9b
Exons: 3
Coding region: 1-1200 (399 amino acids)
Molecular function (GO): protein binding
Source: RefSeq, a predicted model, not a curated record